Diospyros lotus (date-plum) is the source of this 2222-nucleotide messenger RNA. Its product is annotated as U3 snoRNP-associated protein-like EMB2271. NCBI's taxonomy places the organism in Eukaryota, Viridiplantae, Streptophyta, Magnoliopsida, Ericales, Ebenaceae. Gene Ontology annotation, cellular component: small-subunit processome. Bases 199 to 1767 code for a protein of 522 amino acids. Gene Ontology annotation, molecular function: protein binding; snoRNA binding. The transcript has 7 exons. The record is from RefSeq and is a predicted model, not a curated record.
AUGUUACCGCUCUGCUGUCUUGUUUCAAUUCUUCCUCUGCUUCUUCGUCUUCCAGAAAAAGCCCUAACCUUAAACCCUCCGCCAUCUCCAGCUCAAACCCUUCCCUUAAACCCGGAUAAUUCCGAAACCAGCAAUUUGUUCCCUGAAACUUCUCUGCUGCCGGAAUAUCUCUUUCGUAAUAUAUAUGUGUAGUGAACCAUGAAGAACAAGGACCUGAAGAGGAAGAAAGCUUCUGCUCAAAAGGGCAGCAAAAGAGGCAAGACGGGGUUUUCGAUCAACGAAGAUCCGUUCUUCGACGCUGAAUUGACACGCAGCAGGAGAAAAAUCGGCGACGACGACGAAAUACAGAGCAGUGAUGAGGAGUCCCAAGAAUUUUUGGACGACGAGGCGGGAGGCGGAGAAGAGAAAGAGGAGGAUGAGGAGGAGGAAGAGACUGCUGCCGAGAAGCGGAAGAGGGUGGCGGAAGCGUACUUGGAGAAGAUAAGGGCGAUAGCGAAGAGAGAGAAGGAGGAGGAGGAGGAGUAUGGGGUGAGAGAUGAUGGUGAGAAAGAAGGCGAGAGGGACUCGCUUGUGGCGCAGAUUCUACAGCAGGAGCAGCUCGAGGAAAGCGGCCGUGUUCGCAGAUUCAUUGCUUCUAGGGUUCAAAAGCCAGAAAGUGCCGAUGGAUUCCGGGUCUUGGUGAAGCACCGGCAAUCAGUGACUGCUGUAGCUCUUUCUGAAGAUGACCUAAGGGGAUUUUCAGCUUCCAAAGAUGGAAUUAUUCUUCAUUGGGAUGUAGAUAGUGGGAAAGCUGAAAAGUACCUUUGGCCUAGUGAGGAAGUAAUAAGGUCCCACGGCGCAAAAGAUCCACAUGGCCGAGCUACAAAGCACAGUAAACAAGUUUUGGCACUUGAUGUCAGCUCAGAUGGCCGUUACUUGGCCACUGGAGGCUUAGAUCGUCAUGUGCAUUUAUGGGAUACUCGAACUCGAGAGCAUAUUCAGGCUUUUCCUGGUCAUCGAGGACCUGUGUCAUGUUUGACAUUCAGACAAGGGACCUCGGAAAUGUUUUCAGGGUCAUUUGAUCGAACUAUUAAGAUAUGGAAUGCUGAAGAUAGAGCUUACAUAAACACAUUAUUUGGUCACCAAAGUGAAGUUCUAGGAAUUGAUUGCCUAAGGAAAGAGCGGGCUUUAACAGUUGGGCGCGACCGGUCUAUGCACUUGUUUAAGGUCCCUGAGGAAUCACGCUUAGUAUUUCGUGCUCCAGCAUCAUCUUUGGAGUGCUGUUGUUUUAUAAAUAAUGAUGAAUUUUUAUCGGGCUCGGAUGAUGGAAGCAUUGAGCAAUGGAGUGUUCUGCGAAAGAAGCCUGUUCACAUUGUAAAAAAUGCUCAUGCCUUGCUGUCACCUAACAUGUUGGAACAGAGACAUAAUGAAGGAUUACCGAAUGGUCAUAUAGAUUCCAAUCCUGUGGCAAAUGGCAUCCAGAUUCCUGGGAAUCAUUGCUCAUCGGCAUAUUCAUGGGUCAGUUCUGUCACUGUAUGUAGAAGCAGUGAUCUUGCUGCUUCAGGAGCUGGUAAUGGUUCUGUUCGUCUGUGGGCAAUUGGUAGCGAACUUAAAGACUUCCGUCCCUUGUUUGAGCUUCCAUUAGUUGGAUUUGUAAAUUCAUUGGCUUUUGCAAAAUCUGGAGAGUUCCUUGUUGCUGGGGUUGGGCAGGAACCCCGCUUGGGAAGAUGGGGACGUGUUCCUGCUGCAAAAAAUGGGGUUGCCGUGCAUCCCCUGAGGCUCUUGUAAAAUUGAUUGGAAGUCCCCCAAUUUUGAUAUCACACUAUAACAUGAAUAUAAAAACUAAAAUGAGAAGUUGUGCAGCUGCGUUGUGGCGUCUGCGUCUACAAAGAUCUCAACGGGAAUACUUUAAUCACGCUGCUGUGCCCUGUUAUGAAUUUUGCGCUUGUUCUGAUUUUGACAUUUUAAUUCCCCCCACCCCACAAGAGGAAGAGUAUCAAUCAGAGCUGUGAUGGCUAGACUUGCUUCUCGUAUUUCAGAUGGUUCAGGUCAUUUUCUAAGGUUGUAUGAAUUUUUCACAUUUUUACAAGUUUAUUCAUAAUAUGUUUGUUGCAGUUUCUGGAACAAAGCGCUGCUUAAAUACAUUACAUGGUUCAGAUGUUUUCAUUAACGUUUAAUCAUCUGGACCGGAGCUUGUAGAACAGAGCUGUAGUUCCUGCUGUAAUCUUAUUCCUCUUUUAGAC